This is a messenger RNA of Mycotypha africana, 920 nucleotides long. RefSeq lists its product as uncharacterized. The coding region runs from base 120 to 812 and encodes 230 amino acids. The record is from RefSeq and is a predicted model, not a curated record. The transcript has 4 exons. Lineage: Eukaryota; Fungi; Mucoromycota; Mucoromycetes; Mucorales; Mycotyphaceae.
CUUCUAUAGAAGAAGAAAAAAACAACAUAUUCUUGCUGCUUUCUUUUUCAACUUCUCCCUUUAUUCUAAAAGUUUUCAAUCGUCACAAAUAUUCUUAAUCUACUUCAUCAUCGAAAAUUAUGCGUGUACUAGGCUGUAUACAGAAAACUAAAUUCAUAAUUGAGCGCCUGCAAAACUAUAUCGUAAAUAAAGAUCAAUACCCGUAUAUUUGCCUUUGGCAAACUUUAGAAUCAGCUCUUAACGUUUUGUAUAUAUUUGUGCCAAAAUUUGUAACUUAUCGGCAACUGCAUGUUUCUUCCUCAGCAGAAGAUACAUCAAGAGUCGAAACAGACGCUGUUGUGGACGAGCAUGUUGCAGCUAUUAUCAACGCAUCCGCCCUAAUUGCUUCUAUUAUUAUGGAAAUUCUGGCUAAAUUUAAGAUGUAUGAAGACAUUACCAAGCAAAUCUUGGACGAUAAUAGUAGAUUAUUGUAUAUGAUUUCUGAAAUCAAAACACUAGUGAAGACGCCAGCUUUUUCCAGAGACGAUUACAUGGUUAUGGUCAUAGACCAGUUGCAUACUUUGCUAAAGUCUUUGAUGUUUGUUUUUUCGAUGCACGAUGAGUUGGAAGAACAACAAAAAGAUGAUUUCGUUGAAAACUCAACUUCACUAAGGCAACAAGGGUAUAAUUUAACAGCUGAAGAUUGUGCACUGAAGUCUAGCUUAUCUACAAUGGAUUUAUUGCCGCAGCAAGCUUUUUCACUACAGAAACAUUAUGAUUAUGUGAUUCCACGAUAUGUCGAUUUAUUUGACCAUCAAUUUACCAGACAAUGAAAACACAAAACUACCGACACACUCAAAGAGGUAUGAACAACAUAAUUCUAGAGGAGUACCUACUUUAUUGUUUGAAUAUAGGGAUGUAUAACUGAACUUGAAUUUCUU